Molecule: messenger RNA, 3669 nt
Organism: Melospiza georgiana
Lineage: Eukaryota; Metazoa; Chordata; Aves; Passeriformes; Passerellidae
Gene: RBBP5
Product: RB binding protein 5, histone lysine methyltransferase complex subunit
Exons: 14
Coding region: 35-1654 (539 amino acids)
Cellular component (GO): Set1C/COMPASS complex
Molecular function (GO): protein binding
Source: RefSeq, a predicted model, not a curated record
CGGAGGGAGCGGGAGCGGCGGCGGCGGCGGCGCGAUGAACCUGGAGCUGCUCGAGUCCUUCGGCCAGAACUACCCCGAGGAGGCUGACGGGACCCUGGACUGUAUCAGCAUGGCUCUGACGUGCACCUUCAACCGCUGGGGCACGCUGCUGGCCGUGGGCUGCAACGAUGGGCGCAUCGUCAUCUGGGACUUCCUGACGCGCGGCAUCGCCAAGAUCAUCAGCGCCCACAUCCACCCUGUGUGCUCCCUCUGCUGGAGCCGCGAUGGGCACAAGCUGGUCAGCGCCUCCACCGACAACAUCGUGUCGCAGUGGGACGUGCUGUCCGGGGACUGUGACCAGAGGUUCCGCUUCCCCUCGCCCAUCCUCAAGGUCCAGUACCACCCUCGGGACCAGAACAGGGUGCUGGUGUGCCCCAUGAAGUCGGCCCCGGUGAUGCUGACCCUGUCUGACUCCAAGCACGUGGUGCUGCCCGUGGACGACGACUCCGACCUCAACGUGGUGGCCUCGUUCGACCGCCGCGGGGAGUACAUCUACACUGGCAAUGCCAAGGGCAAGAUCUUGGUCUUAAAAACAGACACUCAGGAUCUUGUUGCUUCCUUCAGAGUGACCACAGGGACCAGCAACACCACGGCCAUUAAAUCCAUCGAGUUUGCCCGCAAAGGGAGCUGUUUCCUGAUCAACACGGCCGACCGCAUCAUCCGCGUGUACGACGGGCGGGAGAUCCUGACCUGCGGCCGCGACGGGGAACCCGAGCCCAUGCAGAAACUGCAGGACCUGGUCAACAGGACCCCCUGGAAGAAGUGCUGCUUCUCGGGGGACGGCGAGUACAUUGUGGCGGGCUCGGCGCGGCAGCACGCGCUCUACAUCUGGGAGAAGAGCAUCGGCAACCUGGUGAAGAUCCUGCACGGGACCCGCGGAGAGCUGCUCCUGGACGUGGCAUGGCACCCGGUGCGGCCGAUCAUCGCCUCCAUCUCCAGCGGGGUGGUUUCCAUCUGGGCUCAGAACCAAGUGGAAAACUGGAGUGCUUUUGCCCCUGAUUUCAAGGAGCUGGAUGAAAAUGUGGAAUAUGAGGAGAGGGAAUCAGAAUUUGAUAUUGAGGACGAGGAUAAGAGCGAGCCAGAGCAGACAGGUGCAGAUGCUGCAGAGGAUGAGGAGGUGGAUGUGACCAGCGUGGAUCCCAUCGCCGCCUUCUGCAGCAGCGACGAGGAGCUGGAGGACGCGCGGGCGCUGCUGUACCUGCCCAUCGCCCCUGAGGUGGAGGACCCCGAGGAGAACCCGUACGGGCCCCCGCCCGAGGCCGUGCCCGGGGCGCUGCCCGACGACGCCCUGGGCCCCGACAAGAAGCGGCCCGGCUCCUCGGACGGGCCCCAGAACCCCAAGAAAAAACCCAAAACCACCAACAUCGAGCUGCAGGGAGUCCCCAAUGACGAGGUGCACCCGCUGCUGGGCGUGAAGGGCGACGGUAAAUCCAAGAAGAAGCAGGCGGGCAGGCCCAAAGGAUCAAAAGGUAAAGACAAAGAUUCUCCAUUUAAACCGAAACUCUACAAAGGGGACAGAGGUGCUUUACCUCUGGAAGGAGCAGCCAAGGGUAAAGUGCAGGCGGAGCUGGGCCAGCCCCUGACAGCAGGUGGUGCAAUCUCAGAGUUGCUAUGAAGACUCUCCCCUCCCUCCCUGUCUCCUUUCCUCCCUUGGCUCCCCAGUGGUGGAAAGUGCUGGAAUUCCCAGGCAGGACUGGCACAGACUGAAUUCCAAGGAUUUCAGGGAGUGAUUUGGGGCAGGAAUGACUCUGCAAGAGGGAGCAGCUCCAUCCGUGGAUCAGGCUGGGACUGAGCUCCAGCCUGGGAUUUUUGGGGACAAAUCCCUGUCCCAAAGUGACCUGAGCCCCUUCCCUGCCACUCCAGAGCCUCUCCACCUUUUAUCUCCCAAAAUCUCUCAGCAUUCCUGGACGGAAGAACAGCCCAGAGUGUGAGUUUGGAUUCCUGACUGUCUCCUGCCUCCUUUUCCAGCUGGGAAUUCCCAACUCUCUGAGCCUGGCUUUUCCCAGGGCACAGCUGCUGAUCCCAGCCCAGAUUUUCAGGAAUUUGCAAUUCCUGAGGCCCCUCUGGAAUCUGCCUUGGUUUUGUGUUUGUUUUUCCCAUUCUGCCAGUGGCAGAAGGAGCAGCUUUAGAUAAAAAAAGUCAUUUUCCAAUGUUUUUUUUUUUUUCCCAGCCUGUGAUUCCCAAAGCUCUGCUGGAGUUUCUUCCUGUCCUUUCCAAUGGUUUUGUUCUUUCUCUUCCCUGGGAAUUUCUCCUCCAGGAAUAUCCAGGCUCCUCCUUGGUAAACAAAAAACAAUUUUUUUUUUGUCAGAACUGAAGAAGAACUUUUCCAAAGGGUUUCUGUUUUCCCAUUUCUGGGUUAAAACAGAAACUGGGAGAUCAUUCCCAACUUUUAUUCCUUCAGGAAUUCCUGUAGGAAUGGGAAUGGCAUUUCCCUGUCCCACACCAACAUCCUGAUCAAAGGAAAUUUCAUUCCUAAAUCCCUUUUUUUUCCUCCAGACUUUGGAGUUUCAUUGCUCUCAGUGUUCCCCCAGGUGGAAUUAUUGGGAUUAUCAGGAGCUAUUUAAAUUUCCUGCAGACAUGAAAAGCAGGAAGGGAGCUGGAGAAAUGACAGAUUUGCAGCCAGAACUGUGCAGGUGUAAAAAUGAGGAGAAAGAAAACAUUUGGAAAUCAGAGGUUUUGAAAUUUUUCAAAACUUGAUGUUUUCAUUCCCACCUUUGGGGACAUUUGGGGAAAUUUAUGACCACGAGUGUAAAAUUCCUUUUUUUUUUUUUUUUUUUUUUUUUGUUCUUUUUGCUUGUGGGGUGACUCUGCUGUGCCAAACCCACCCUGGCUGCUGGGCCUGACCCCCAAAUUAAAAAAGCCCAGGCCAAGGUUCUGCAGGUUGGGUUAAAGCAUUGAAUGCCCCCAAACUCAGCUUCCCCUCUGUACAGUGUAAAUGCCUUUGUUUAUUCCCACCCUUCUUUUAUUUCCUGCUUUAUUCCCAUCUUUAUUUCCUGCUCUGUUCCCAUCUUUAUUUUAUUUCCAUCCUUCUUUUAUUUCCUGGUUUAUUCCCAUCCUUAUUUUAUUUCCCAGUUUGUUUCCAUCCUUAUUUUCUGUCCUGAUUAUUUCCCAUCUUUAUUUUAUUUCCUGUUUGUUCUCAUUUUUUUUUCCCUGGUUAUUCCCAUCCUUAUUUUAUUUUAUUUCCUGCCUUAUUCCCAUCUCUGUUUUAUUUCUCACUUUGUUCCCAUCUUUAUUUUAUUUCCUGCUUUAUUCCCAUCCUUAUUUUAUUUCCUGCUGUAUUCCCAUCCUUAUCUUCUUCCCUGGUUUAUUCCCAUCCUUGUUUUAUUUCCUGGUUUAUUCCCACCCUUAUUUUAUUUCCUGCUGUAUUCCCAUCCUUAUCUUCUUUCCUGCUUUAUUCCCACCCUUAUUUUAUUUCCUGCUUUGUUCCCAUCCUUAUUUUAUUGUAUUUCCUGUUUUAUUCCCAUCCUUGUUUUAUUUCCUGUUUAUUCCCAUCCUUAUUUUAUUUUAUUUUAUUUUAUUUUAUUUUAUUUCCUGAUUUAUUCCCACCCUUAUUUUAUUCCCUGGUUUUGUACAAUAUUGGAGCAGCUCCUGCAGCGGUGGUGGUUCUGUGUUUGUAAAUAAAGAGGUACC